AUGGCGCAGAGUUUGGAGUCCAGGCCAACGGUCGUGGAUUUCCGCGAGGAUAGCCCGUGGGUGAAGCUGGCCAAGGCGCACUGGUUGGACACCAAGGUGCGCAAGGUCAAACCAGAUGUGAUCAAGAAGCAAUUGUGGGAUCCGCUGGAAGUUGAGGGCUUCACAAGUCGCUCGCUCUUGAUCUUGGAGAAUUUGAAUGUUCUGGAGAAAUAUCUCUGGCCGACAUACACCGAGGAUGCUUCCAAUCACCAUAUCCAUCUGAUCGCCCUGAUUGUCGGCGUCAAGUAUCGCGAGCACUUGCCGAUAUGGAACAUUUUCUCCGACCGCGGCGAUGAUUUCUCGAGCCUGUUCCACCGUAUCCUUUCGAUGAGCAUCGAUCCUUCAUUGGCGACCCAGUCGCGAAUGUCCAUCAUUUCAUUCAUCAUCGGUGCCUUCCAAUCGCUCGAGAACGUCCUGAUUCGCCAGCAAUGCGCCCCUCUUGUCUCUAUUUCCAUUUGGCACAACCUAGUCAGCGACGAAGCCAGAGAACGCGUCAUUGCAAAGUCACCGACUUUGAAGAAGGCAUGGAGGGCUGCCGGCAAGCGAUACGAUGCUGGAGAUGAACCCGCCAAGGCGAAAUUGCGCUUUGAACGGUCUUGGCUCUAUACGAUGCUGCUGGACUUCCUGCAGAAGUUGAAUGGCGCGGAGAAGGAUCAAAAGGAGAACUUGUUCUACUGCGAACGAUUCCUAGAGCUUAUGGUGGAUCUCUUGAGUCAACUCCCAACCCGUCGUUACGUCAACACACUUCUGAAGGACCUCAAUCUACUCCCCAUCAUUCGUCUUUCGCAAAUAUAUCGUUCGCCUGACAAUGCGCUCUUCCGGGACUUGUACAGCCUCCUCAAGCACUUCAUGGAUUUCGCCAUCGAUGACUAUUCUGGAGAGGCACUCUCGCCCCAGGCCGUCUACGAUUUGCACAACCAGGAGCUGGCCCGUUUACAAAGAACGGCCAUGAAGUCUUUCAAGGACAAGCUCAUGAUUCUUGCCCUGUCGAACCUAGGUUCAAUUGAGCAGCGCUCAGAGCUGGAGAGCCAGCUCUCGUCUUUGGACGAGUCGGAACUUCAAACACUAUGCUCCGAACUGGGAUUCCGCACAAAUUAUCCCAAGUCGUCAAAUGUCAAGCCAAACCGUCAAUUCUGGAUGGAAGUCCUUUUGACCUUCUACGAGCGCAGGCUCUCUUUCCAGGAUACUGCUGCCAAGUUGAACAUUGUUCCUACUGAAGACAGUCUCUACGACUCCGCUUUGAUGCGGAAUGAGACUUAUGAUGGCUCAAGACCUCUUGCAAUUCCCAAGCUCAACCUUCAGUACUUGAGUAUCGGCGACUUCUUGUGGCGUUCAUUUUUGCUUUAUCGAUCCGAGGCUUUCUUCCAGAUUCGCAAGGAUAUGGAGUCGCUUGUCAAGCGCAUGCAGCCUCGCGCGAACCGUGAUGGCAGUCUGACCUUCGACGGAUUCUCUCGCAUGGCGAUCCCUAUCACCAAGCCCGCCAUCAUCGAAGUUGCGCCGGCCAAGGUUGGUUCCCCCAACCCGGCUUUUAUUCGUGCCGAAAUUGCUAUUGAAGUCGGAAGACUUGCAGACCACAUCCGGAAGGAGUGGGACUCUCUUCGCCCUGAUGAUGUUGUUUACCUCUUGGCUGUUCAGUCAUCCGCGCCUGCACAGUUGGGUGGUAAUGAUCAGAAUGCAGAGGGCCCCCGCAUGACCUAUCUUCGCACCGCGGAGAUCGUUCAAGUUUUGGAUGAGCAAGGUCGCCCGCUGCGGCAGCAAGCUGCUGGUCAAGCGAAUGGCCAUGCUGGACGUCCGCGAGUCCGAAAACUAAUUGUCAACAUGGAUGCAUCCGCAUUCAAGGCGGAUAAGGACCGUCAAGCACAUGGCAAGCCAGACAUUUACCCCCUGAUUAAUGUCGUGGCUCGGAGAAAGGGCAGAGAGAACAACUUCAAGUCAAUUCUUCAAACGAUGCAGAAACUCAUUGUAUCAGAUAUGACUCUUCCGUCUUGGCUUCAGGAUAUUUUCCUUGGAUACGGAGACCCAUCAGGUGCUCAGUAUACUCAGUUGCCUAACAAACUCAAGUCUAUUGAUUUCCGGGAUACUAUACUGGACUGGUCUCACUUAGUAGAGAGCUUCCCCGGCAAGACCAUCGAGCCUUCAGGGUCGGAGUCUGCUAGCUUCGGGCCUCCUUACGUUCUGGAAUCAGUCGAGGGUGAACCUGCCGAGGCUUCCGCUGCUCCUGCGAAGAAGCGCAGGCGUGGCCAGGCCGAGGCACCAGAGCAAGCUUCCAGCACAAUGCGUGUUUCAACAUACAAGCCGCCCAACCCUGGCCCUUACCCUGUUGAUGCACCCAGGCUUAACACAGUUCGCUUUACUCCUUCCCAGGUUGAGGCAAUUGUGUCCGGUACCCAGCCUGGUUUAUCCGUCAUUGUGGGCCCUCCUGGUACGGGCAAGACUGACGUGGCGACACAAAUUAUUAACAACAUUUAUCACAACUUCCCCAAUGAGCGCACUUUGCUCAUUGCUCACAGCAAUCAAGCGCUCAAUCAACUCUUUCAGAAGAUUAUUGCUCUAGACAUCGAUCCACGUCAUUUGUUGCGCUUGGGUCACGGCGAGGAAGAAUUGGACACUGACUCCAACUACAGCAAGUAUGGUCGUGUUGAGUCCUUCCUUGAAAACCGUCACCACUAUCUAUCAGAAGUGAUGCGGUUGGCAGCAUCCAUCAGUGCGGAGGGAGCGCACGGUAAUUCUUGCGAGACAGCGGGUUACUUCAACACGGUGUAUGUGCAGCCGGCAUGGGCCAAGUUCUGGGACGAAGCGCAGGCGGAGGGAGCCUCCAAUGAGGAUAUCAUUGCAUCAUUCCCCUUCCACUCGUACUUUUCUAACGCUCCCCAGCCAUUGUUCGAUGCUGGCGCUUCAAAAGAGACUAUUCUGGACAUCGCUUCAGGCUGUGAGAGACACAUUGACCGAAUCUUCUCCGAGCUUGAAGAUAUCCGACCAUUCGAGAUCUUGCGUCAACCUCGAGACAAGGCCAAUUAUCUUCUUAUCAAGGAGGCCCGCGUGAUUGCAAUGACAUCCACACACGCGUCCAUGCGUCGUCAGGAAAUUGCGGACCUUGGCUUCCACUACGACAAUGUAGUCAUGGAAGAAGCCGCUCAAAUUACCGAGAUCGAGAGCUUCAUUCCCACCGCUCUUCAAACCAUGAAGAACGGCGAGCUCCCUCUUAAGCGUGUCGUCCUCUGUGGUGAUCACUUCCAAAACUCUCCCAUUAUCCAAAAUCACGCAUUCCGCCAGUACGCCCAUUUCGACCAAAGUCUGUUCCUUCGUCUGGCACGGCUGGGUGUUCCCGUGAUCACUCUAGACAAGCAAGGCCGAUCCCGUCCAAGCAUUGCCGAGCUCUUCCGCUGGCGGUAUCCGGCACUGGGAGAUCUCCCAUCCGUCGAGACCAACGAGGAGUUUAAACGCGCCAAUGCCGGCUUCAAUUUCGACUACCAGUUCAUCAACGUUCCCGACUAUCAGGGAACCGGCGAGCAGGAGCCAACACCUCAUUUCAUUCAGAAUCUGGGUGAGGCCGAAUACGCAGUGGCACUGUACCAGUAUAUGCGCCUGCUUGGCUACCCAGCUUCCAAGAUCACCAUUCUAGCCACAUAUGCCGGACAAACAGCCCUGAUUCGGGAUGUGUUGACCCAUCGCUGCGCGAAGAACAACCUGUUCGGAAUGCCCAAGAUCGUGACCACCGUCGACAGAUACCAAGGAGAGCAAAAUGACUACGUUAUCCUCUCUUUGACCCGCACCCGCACAGUCGGCUACCUUCGCGACGUCCGCCGCCUUACAGUCGCCCUGUCUCGUGCCCGACUUGGCUUGUACAUCCUCGGCCGCCGCGAAGUCUUCGAAUCUUGCUAUGAGCUCAAGCCCGCUUUCGACCUUCUGCUUCAGCGCCCGGAUAAGCUGACGCUUGCUCCUGGCGAGAUGUUCCCCGCCACCCGAGCGCUGGACGCUGACGUCGAAGGUACCCCCAUGGAAGGCGUUGAGCAUCUUGGUCAAUAUGUAUUUGAGAUGACUCAGGCUAAGGUUAAGGCUCUAGGUGAUGGUGAGAUGGUUGUUGAUGAUACGGGCCCUGUUGAUGAGGAUGGCUUGUUAGAUGAGGAUGAGGCUAUGCUGGGCGAUGAGGAUGAGGAUGAGGAUAUUGUAUAA
Messenger RNA from Penicillium atrosanguineum, 4212 nucleotides. RefSeq lists its product as uncharacterized. Gene Ontology annotation, molecular function: mRNA binding; helicase activity. NCBI's taxonomy places the organism in Eukaryota, Fungi, Ascomycota, Eurotiomycetes, Eurotiales, Aspergillaceae. The record is from RefSeq and is a predicted model, not a curated record. Gene Ontology annotation, biological process: mRNA splicing, via spliceosome. Gene Ontology annotation, cellular component: catalytic step 2 spliceosome. Bases 1 to 4212 code for a protein of 1403 amino acids. The transcript has 4 exons.